AGAGCCUCUAUAGGAUGCUUUCUACAGCGGUCUGGAGAAAUCGUUCGAUGACGGAGCUUGGAAUUAGAUAAAAUAUGCUCCGAUUUCUUUUGGUUCGUCAUGAUAGUUCUUCAUGAUAGGAAUCUUUAGAUUCUAUCUCCAACAUAACAUAAUAGUUGAUCAAUAUGGCUGAACCACAAUCCACCCCUGAGAGCGUAUCGCCACCUAACCAUGAGCAACAUCCUUCUACCCAAAGUAGGAACUCAAGUGCUCCGGAGAGAUCUCUAGUUGUCCACUCGCAGACGCAGAACUCGGGGUUUUUCUCUAAGUUUCGUUACCAUUUAUUUGUAGCUGGGUUUGCAUUUCUCCUUAGCCCCUUUGCCUUCUUAUGGCCAGGCCAAUCGCCAGUUGACCCGACGAAUUAUGCGGAACGGACUAGGAGAGUCCUUAAGUCAACGCCUUUGAUUGAUGGCCACAAUGAUCUUCCCUGGCAGCUGCGUAUAGAGUUGCAUAAUCGUAUCUACGAUGGCGAGUUUGACCUCACCAAGAGACUUCUUGGCCAUACAGAUAUCCAGAGAAUGAGAGCUGGAAUGAUGGGUGGUCAGUUUUGGAGUGUAUAUGUGGAAUGUGACGCUCGCCAACAGAACUUUGACGAUCCUUCCUGGACGGUGAGAGAUACUCUGGAGCAGAUCGACAUCACUAGGAGGUUCAUCAAUGAGCAUCCUCAGCAUCUUCAGUAUUGUGACACGGCAGCUUGCGCACGGAAGGCUUUCAAUUCGGGCCGAAUUGCUAGUAUGAUUGGAAUUGAAGGCAGCCACCAAGUAGGUGGAAGCAUCGCCAGCAUACGGCAGAUGUACAAUCUGGGCGCGCGGUAUAUCACACUUACUCAUAACUGCGAUACCCCCUUUGGGACUUCGGCGUUUACAGUAGUGACUACCGGGGGACCAGAUGGGGGCUUAUUCAAAUUAGGAUACGAAGCUAUUAAAGAGAUGAAUCGACUAGGCAUGAUCGUCGAUCUGUCGCAUGUUUCCCACCAGACGAUGAGAGAUGUUCUGAGUGUAGCACGCGCACCGGUUAUAUUUUCGCACUCGGGUGCUUACAGCGUGACACCACAUCUUCGGAACGUACCCGACGAUGUGCUUAGGACUGUCAAGCGCAACGGGGGCAUUGUCAUGGCAGUAUUCGUCAAUCGUUUCAUCAAGAUGAACGAUCCCGACCAGGCGACCAUUCACGAUGUCGUAGACCACAUCUUCCACAUCGCGGAAGUCUGUGGCUGGGACUGCGUCGGGGUGGGCAGUGAUUUCUCUGGUACUCGGUUCACACCAAUUGGGCUGGAGGAUGUUUCUAAAUUUCCAGACCUCGUUCAGUUAUUAAUGGAGCGCGGCGCUACAGAUGAGCAGGUCCGCUUGUUUGCGGGCGAGAACAUUCUUCGCGUCUGGUCAAAUAUCGAGCAGGCAGCUCGUGAAAUCCAAGCUACCGGGGAAAAGCCAGUGGAGGAGGAAUACGAGGGGAGGGAGUGGAAUAAAGGACUCAGAGACUCGCCGUGGAUGCUAAGGGGUAGCAGGGAGAAAGCCAUAUUGGCCGGUCCAGUGGAUAAACCAUACUCUUUCGAAGAUAAGGAGGGAAAACGAAUUAAGGGAGUGUACUAAGGCAAUGGAAGCGUAAUAGUGGAUCAUGUUAAGGAAUGGGGAAUUUUUUGAGCAGCUCAUUAUAUUUGUCAAACUGUCGUUAAAUGUGCACUUCCUCAGGUCGGUGUAUGCCAAUAAAAGUCCUGCUUACUGUUGAUUGGAAGUUUUUCGUACGGCUAGUUGGAGGCCAACCGUCCAUACCUAUACGUUGACUUUCGGCAACCUUCGAAAUUGGAUAAUCAGAGUUGGGUCCUCCCAGAACUGUCAUCGUCGGGAGCUUAAGGCGUUAGUCAGUUGGUUGCGACUGUAUGUUAUUUCCGGGUUAUGAACGAACGACACUAGACGACCUAGUUUCGACACCCGUACUCUGCCGGCUGGUUUUGUUUCUUGCUUGUCAGGACGGGGGAGACGAAGCAACCCCUAUACCGUCCUAUUUGAAUGCAUAGAUAGGUAUGUUUCAAGUUCUACCCUAAUAUGAACAUUGGCGGUCUAUUAAGGGGUUAGAUAAGAGUGUCUAGGAAAUCGGAAGUCCUCAGGUACAGUGCACUGUCAUUUGAGGAAUAAUGAUAGCAUGGUAGAUAUGAAGAACGUUAGAGAUGUCGUGAUUGUGGGGUUGUAGUGCGCAAGUCAACUUCAAGGACGGCUACCCCAAGGGCGCAACGGUGUGACAUCGGUGCGUGCUCGAGAUAUUGA
Annulohypoxylon truncatum is the source of this 2300-nucleotide messenger RNA. Its product is annotated as membrane dipeptidase-domain-containing protein. Gene Ontology annotation, molecular function: metallodipeptidase activity. The coding region runs from base 165 to 1628 and encodes 487 amino acids. Gene Ontology annotation, biological process: proteolysis. NCBI's taxonomy places the organism in Eukaryota, Fungi, Ascomycota, Sordariomycetes, Xylariales, Hypoxylaceae. The transcript is spliced from 3 exons. The record is from RefSeq and is a predicted model, not a curated record.